Molecule: messenger RNA, 387 nt
Organism: Leptosia nina
Lineage: Eukaryota; Metazoa; Arthropoda; Insecta; Lepidoptera; Pieridae
Source: the annotation of a GenBank genome assembly
AUGAAAGUGAUUAUUGCAUUGACUGUCAUCGUUGCUCUAGGGGCGUGUGCCCCAAGUUCACCCAAAUACUCUGAGGUUCAGGCAAGACGAGCAUUACCUGCACUGGAGCAUGAAGAAGUGCAUGAUGAAUUCGGGCAGUAUGCUCUUCGGUAUGUUACAGCUGAGGGUACGGUGGUCUCGGAACGUGGUAGACUUGUACCUACGGCGAGUGGUGACUACGUGCUAGUCACAGAGGGCGAAGUCUCAUACGUCGGAGACGAUGGUGAACUCUACAUUAUGAAGUUUACUGCAGGACUAGAUGGAUACCAUGUGGAGAAUACUCACCACCCCCUUGCUGAGAAUCCUGAACAGAACCCUGAACAGAAUGAAGCUGCUGCGGCCCAGUGA